Fomitiporia mediterranea MF3/22 is the source of this 393-nucleotide messenger RNA. Its product is annotated as Prefoldin, subunit 4. The record is from RefSeq and is a predicted model, not a curated record. Gene Ontology annotation, cellular component: cytoplasm; prefoldin complex. NCBI's taxonomy places the organism in Eukaryota, Fungi, Basidiomycota, Agaricomycetes, Hymenochaetales, Hymenochaetaceae. The coding region runs from base 1 to 393 and encodes 130 amino acids. The transcript is spliced from 4 exons. Gene Ontology annotation, biological process: protein folding.
AUGCGCAUGCUAAAACAAGAAGAGGAAUCCGAAGACGUCGAAGUCACCUGGGAAGACCAACAACGCAUAUGUACCUUCUCCAAACUCAACACGCGUUUACGCGCACAUGAGGCUAGAAUCGAGGCUCUCAAGGAAGAAAAAGAAGUGUUAGACGACCUCGCCUCAGAGCUUGAGUUAGCAGAUGAGGAUCAGCCUGUACUAUAUCGCAUCGGCGAAUCCUUCGUACACCUCCCCCUCCCACGAGCACUCAAACGUCUCGAGCGCGACACAUCCGGCCUAAGCGAUGAGAUGUCCAAACUCAGCGAACAAACUGAACAAUGGGAGAAAGAAAUGAAGGAGCUCAAGCUCGUCUUAUACGCUAAAUUCGGAUCUGCGAUAAACUUGGAUGAAUGA